AUGUCUUCCAACACCAACGGCGGCGACGCGAGAAACGGCGGCGACGCAGACGUGCUUGCCAAGAUUCACCUUGCGCUCGAAGUCGUUCACAGCCCUCACUCGACCAACGAUGCGCGUAGGGAAGCCCAAUCUUUCCUCGAAGAAGUCAAGGACAUCCCCGAAGCUCCCUUCCAAGGCUACAACCUAGCUUCCGACAAGGCCCAGCCAUCCGUCGUCCGCCAUUAUGCCCUGUCGCUUCUCGAGCAUGCCAUACGGUACCGAUGGGCCACUUACUCCGAUGAACAAUCCCGAACCCUUCGAAACUGGGUGCUGGAGCUGAGCCAAGCCGUUUCCAAGGGCGACCCUUCAUAUCUGAGAAACAAGACUGCCCAGCUCUGGGUGGAGGUGGCCAAGAGAAGCUGGGGCUCCGACUGGACGGACAUGGAUGCCAUGCUCGUUGAGCUAUGGCAGAUCCCCAACUCGCCCGCUCACAAGGAGCUUGUCAUGUUUGUCCUCGAGGCUCUAUCGGACGAGGUUUUUGCCGGAGAUGAUUCGGUUGUUGCCAUGAGGGAAGGUGUCCUUAGCAAAGCAUGCGUCGAGAUCUUCACUCCUACCGCGGUCCUAAUCGAGGCGUUUCCCAAUCGUCAACCUGGUCCAGAUGUUCGAUGCGGUCACGAGGGCUGGCUCAGUCGACUUUCAGAGUUCCUAGGCCUGUGUAUCAGCGCCGAUGCCAAUGACGAAGUUAAGACAUGCAUUGUUAAAGGAUUCUCCGUUUUCCUGUCCCUUAUGCCGUGGGCUAUUCCAAAGGCUAUAUCCUCUGCUCGCUGCGUGGCUAUUCUGUCUGCCGGCCUAGCGUCGCCCUCGACCGAAAUCCAAAAGGUCGCCCUAGAUGCCCUAUACGCCCUGUAUUGCCGGUCCAACUUUACAGAUGAAGAGUUCAGAGACCUCGUGGCCCCCAUGUACAGCAGCGCGUCCAUUCGGCUCUUCAAGGAACUCAUUGAUCGAUCAGCGGUCGACGCUGACGACGUAGACGAAGACAAGUACCAGAUCUUGAAGAAGCUCUCUGAGAUGCUGUCAAGCUUAGGUGAUUAUUUUGAGAGGAAACAUUCACAAGUCCCUCAUGAUGCAAGCCCUGAAGGCUUCCUGCAGCUUUUGCUCCAAGUAGUACAAAACCAAAGCCUCAUGGUGUCAAUCCCGGUCUUAGUAACGUGGACGAGGCUCCUUGCGAACAAGGUGAUUGGCCCAAGUGAUCUUGUUACAUCCAUGAUAGGGCCUCUCCUCGAGGUCUGCAGCUCCAGAUUGGUCCGAUAUGAAAAUCUGCCUCAAGACACCUCUGACCCAACCUUCCUAUUCCUGAUGGAGGACACCGAUACCAUCCCCGAGCGCCAUGCCUUCCUGGGCAACUACCGCCGCUAUAGCUCACAAAUCGUUGAAAUGAUUGUACAACUCAAACUAGUCGAUGCUGUAUCGCAUAUCCUGGGGCGCACAGAACAGGUUCUGCUGCAUCUUUAUGAUGGACAGCCUCCAUUUAAUAAGCAAAACUAUUUCAAGCAUUCGAUGCCUGUUUUGCAGGUAGACGCUCACUUCACUCUGAUUGAAGCAUCUUUGAAGGGAUACGCAAAGUGGAAGAGAUCACACCAGCACGACAAUCAACAACAGAUAGCGGAGCUUGAGUCCAGCCUUGAAGGCUGGUGCACGAGACUUUUGGCGAUGAACUUUGAAGACCCUUUGAUACGAAGGCGAACUCUUCAGCUGCUCGUCUAUUUCUCAACAAAUGCCCUGAACAAGAACGCAAACUUUAUGCUGAAAGUGCUUGAGCACAUCAUUCUCACGUGGCCUGUUUUAGAACCGGAGUAUCGCGCAUACAAUGACGCCAUUAAAGAUUUUCAAGUUGAGAGCAUGGUCGAGCUGCACCGCCUUGCGAUUGGCAUGCCCGAUCACCUCCUGGGGGUUUAUGACCAAAUCGAAGCCCGUGUAAAUGAGAUGAUGUCUACUGGAAAGUUGGACGAUAGAAGAACUCUUGCUUACCGAAGCUUUUUAUUCUUGAUCAUACAUCGAGCUAAGAAUCUUGACGCCCAGGCCAAGAUUCAGAAACUACGAGAGUUUGUUGAACCGGUCAAGGCGCAAUGGCAAGAGGAGAAUAUCAAAUCUGCCGUGAAAUCGUACUCUGGCUUCUGCGAACUUCUUGCGCUAGAUAAGGCUCAGGCAUAUUUGGUCAGCCGCCAGGCACACAGCAUCCAAGACUGGGGCUCGUGUGAGCUUGACGCGGAGGGAUUAGCCCUCCAGAACGAGUUGGAAGAGCGCCUCAAGCAAUUGCCGCUCCGCCCGAUGAAAACCCUUCUCGCACUCUCCGUGGAUCGAGUCGAUAGGUCAUCCACCGCCUUCCAGGCUACCUCUGUAAUUUGGGAAGGAGGAUUCGCAAACAUCCUGGCAGAUUUGCUGCGUCUUUUGAGCUAUGCCCACGCCUCGCAUAACCCACAUAAUUGGACAGGGUUCCCAGAAAACAUGCGCCACAUGGUAGACAAAGUCCUCAGCGAUAGAUUUUGGCAGGCCGGUAUCUCUGAAGGAAGCAAAGAUGACUUCUACGCUCGUGUUCUCGAUAAGAAGGGCACGAUAGAAGGGCUUGCAUCCACGAUCCGUGGGUCAGUUCGGUUCGUCCGUGAAACAGCCUAUGGAGUCAUAUACUGCAUGAGCAAGCUACAUUCGCAGUUUUACGGAUUCAGCGAGCUCGCCGCUCCAUUGUCUGAGGCCUUCUUUACAGAUUCGAUAUGGUUGUCUACCCACCAGCAAAGCAACCUGCUGAGUCUGGUUCGGCAUCUGGUCGAUGACUGCCCAGUUGAUUGUCGCGAAAACUUUUUGCCCAGACUUUUAUCUUCGUGCUUCCAACAGAUGGAUGCCAAAAUCAACUCGGAAUGGGCAAAGCUGGAGCAGCAGCAGAGUGUGGUGGUAGAUGGGGAUGCCGAGCUCAAGGAGGAGAUGAAGUCUGAGAGUAUCCUCCGCCAAGUAACGUAUACUGCCGUGGUACUGGUGGCAGACUUUUUGGAUCCAACCAAGCCAAAUUCUCCCACUUUGAAGUCACAGGCCCAGCAUGCCGACGAGCACAACAAUUCUGGGGAAGCCUAUCCCUCUCUUCGAAAGUUUUGCCUGUCGCACCAGGAAAUUAUCGAACCGCUCUUGCUUUUCUGCAUGCAUGGAAUUCGAAUGCGAGAUAUACGAUGUUGCGGGAUGCUACUGCGACUAUUCAUCUCUCUGGUGCCGGAAUUCGCUGGUCAAGGAUCCAAGAGAAGCCAAACAACUUCCGAUGGAAACGGAGUCCCAGUGGAUGCAACCCCAAUCCCUUCAGAAAUCGCUACUGCUGUCCGAGAAUAUAUCUCUUCGGACGUAAUGAGAGCAUGCAUCACGUCCUUCCACGAGCCGUACUUUGUGGAUGUGCAGAAGGAGUUGGCAUCGCUCAUUGCCACAAUUGUGGUCUAUUAUAGCACCAUCACAUCGACGCCGACCGAUGUUCUCAUGGCACUGCCGAAUGUAAAUCCCGCGGAACUGGAGCGCUUAAAGGCCUACGUAGCCAAGCCGGGGUCUCACACACGGCAACAGAGAGCAAUCGUCUUGGAAUUCUUAAAGGAUCUCAAAGGAGUAAGCGUCUCAGAGAUGGGGAAGCUGAAUAAAGGCUUCGAUAAUUCAAGCCGCUCUAAGCGCACAACCCGGAGCAAAAUGGCACAGGGAUUCAUGACCAGCGCCCCGGCAACGUCUGAUGCUGCGGGCCGCAAAAGGGCGGACGCCGCUGGAGGCAGGGAUACACCUGAUGGCCUGGAGGGCAUUUCUAAUUUAUUCGAGAGCUGA
Messenger RNA from Trichoderma virens Gv29-8, 3819 nucleotides. RefSeq lists its product as uncharacterized. Lineage: Eukaryota; Fungi; Ascomycota; Sordariomycetes; Hypocreales; Hypocreaceae. The transcript has 11 exons. The record is from RefSeq and is a predicted model, not a curated record. Gene Ontology annotation, biological process: RNA export from nucleus; protein export from nucleus. Gene Ontology annotation, molecular function: small GTPase binding; RNA binding; nuclear export signal receptor activity. The coding region runs from base 1 to 3819 and encodes 1272 amino acids. Gene Ontology annotation, cellular component: RNA nuclear export complex; nucleus; cytoplasm.